Molecule: messenger RNA, 2893 nt
Organism: Brassica napus (rape)
Lineage: Eukaryota; Viridiplantae; Streptophyta; Magnoliopsida; Brassicales; Brassicaceae
Product: alkane hydroxylase MAH1-like
Exons: 6
Coding region: 1202-2770 (522 amino acids)
Molecular function (GO): monooxygenase activity; oxidoreductase activity, acting on paired donors, with incorporation or reduction of molecular oxygen; iron ion binding
Source: RefSeq, a predicted model, not a curated record
AAUCAGGUGGCGAAACGUAUCCCUCUGCUUUCUUUCUCCUCCGUCGUCGAUCUCGGAAUCUCUGAUUCCGGUAUUCUCCGUGAGCUGUCUGUCUCUCUCUCUGCUUUAAGUGCAACCAUGUCGACUAUUAUGCAGAAGAUCAAAGAAAUUGAAGUUAAGAUGGCUAGAACACAGAAGAACAAAGCCACGACGCAUCAUCUGGGUUUGUUAAAGAUCAUCUCAUGGACCUUCAGAGUAUUAGCUGGGCGCUAAAAGCUUUAAUGGAUAUGUUUACUAGUCAGACAUGAAACAUCGUUACAUACUCUAUAUGCUAAUUUGUUACUUUCCCCCGCAUCAGCAGCUUAUCUCUGAAUUACAUUUUGGCAGGCCAAACUUGCUAAGCUCUACGAAGGGACCUUCUUGCACCACCUACCUUGCCAAAGGUGGUGGUGGUGGAGAAGGUUUUGAUGUGACCAAAAGUGUGAGAUUCUAGAGUUGGACUUGUUGGGUUGGAAAAUCCACGCUCGUGAACAAGCUGACAGGAAGAUUUUCCGAGGUUGCUUCUUAUGAGUUCACAACAAUUGACCUGCAUUCCCGGAGUUAUUACAUACCGUGGAGCUAAAAUCCCAGUUUAUUAAAUCUUCCUGGUAUUAUUAAGGACGGAAAAAGGGUAGAGGAAGACAAGUUACAAGGACUUGCAACUGUAUCUUAAUAGUUCUUGAUACCAGUUUUAAAACUGAUUUGGAAGCUAUCGUCCUCAACUUCUUCUUUGUGGGCCAGGCCAGGUGGAUUAACUAUGUAUCUGAUGAAAAAAAACUUAUGAAAUGUCGACUCUCGAGACCAAACAGCAACGCUUUCGAAAGUGGCAAAACAACGUCUUUUUGGUUUUAAUAUUUGGACACCAUAUGGAAGGCUGAUUGAUAAUUACGGGAUUAUUAUCAAUGAUUAGUAGCCACAUGGUUAUUUAAAUACAGCCACGCCGUCUCCCUACUUAUCUUCAAUAGGUAUAAUAAUUCAGGUUGCACUGUCAAAUCUCAAACAUGUGAUGCGAUCCUUGUGAAGUGGAGAAUUCAUGUUCUCUAAAUGAAAUCGAAUAUUAAUUUUUUCUUUAAUUUAAAAAAAAAAUAACUUGGUGAAACAGUACUAGAGUUGACCAGGUGUAUAUAAAAUCCAGUUCCUUCUUCUCCAUCCACUACCCACUAUCAAGCUUGUUCCCUAAUUAAUGGCUUCUAUCAGCUUAUUCGAAGCAUCACUAUCUCUUUUUUGCUUUCUCAUCAUCUUCUGUUACUUUCUCAACAAAAAACGUUUUGGUUACCUUGUCAACAAAAGAUCCCCUUGGAACUGGCCUGUUCUUGGGAUGCUUCCAGCUUUGGUCUUGUGGUCACGUCGGAUCGACGUUCUCAUCCGCGUCUUAGAGAAGAGCAACUUAACGUUUUUAUUCAAGGGUCCGUGGUUCGCUAGAAUGGAUGCGUUAAUCACCGUUGAUCCAGCUAAUAUACAUCAUAUAUUGAGCUCAAAUUUCUCCAACUACAUCAAGGGACCGGAGUUCAAAGAGAUUGUAGAUGUCUUUGGAGACCCGCUUUUCACUGCCGACGGAGAUCUAUGGAAGAACAUAAAAAUGUCUUCUCAGGUCAUCCUCAGUCGUCAAGGUUUUCAAAACUUGUCAAUGAGUGUCACAACAAGUAAAAUCAAGGACGUGCUUCUUCCUAUUUUCAGUCGUUUUUCAAAGGAAGGGACGGUCGUGGACUUGCAGGACGUGUUCCGGAGAUUCAUGUUCGAUAUAUCCCUAGUUUUAGUAUCCGGUUCUGAUCCUCAGUCUCUCUCCAUUGAAAUGCCAGAGGUUGAGCUCGCAGAAGCCUUCGAGGAUGCUGGGGAAGCCAUUGUGUCUAGGCUUAUCAUACCAAGAUUCUUGUGGAAGUUGCAAAACCGGUUGGGACUGGGAAAGGAGAAGAAGCUGAUAGAAGCGGGCGCGACAUUUGAUAGAGUGUGCGCAAAAUACAUAGCUGCAAAGAGAGAAGAGAUAAGAUCACAAGGGAUUCAUCAUCAUGAUCAUGAUGGAGAAAGUGAAGAUUUUUUAACAUAUUACAUAAAGCUCGAUACAAGCAAAUACGAGCUCUUGGAUCCAAGCGAUGAUAAGUUUCUUAGAGACACCAUUUUGGCUAUCAUUAUGGCAAUAAGGGAUACCUCUUCCAGUGCUCUCACUUGGUUUUUUUGGCUCCUCUCAAAAAACCCUCACGUGGAAGCCAAGAUUCGCCAAGAGAUCAUCACAAACCUACCAAAAACUGCAACUAGUCAAGAGAGGCCAUGGUCCGCUACCGAUCGCAGAGAGUUUUUGAACAAGUUGGUUUAUCUACAUGGGGCCUUGUAUGAAACGAUGAGGCUCUAUCCACCACUUCCCUUCCAGCGCAAGACUUCUAUAGAAUCAGAUGUACUUCCAAGUGGGCACAUAGUCGAUGCUAAUUCUAACGUUAUCUUCCUUGUCUAUGCGUUAGGGAGGAUGAGAUCCGUAUGGGGAGAAGACGCGUUGGAAUUCAAGCCAGAGAGAUGGGUUUCAGAGACUGGUGAGUUGAGACACGAGCCUUCUUCCAAGUUCCUUGUGUUUAACACCGGUCCGAGAACUUGUUCCGGUAAGCAUUUAGCUAUGACUUCAAUGAAGACCAUAGUUGUGGAGAUAUUACAACACUAUGACAUUAAGCUCGUCAAAGGACAUAAGAUUAAGCCAAAGGCUCAUCUUAAUCUGCUCAUGAAACAUGGGCUUAGAGUCACACUUACUAAGAGAUGUUCAGCUUGAAAUGUCAAUUUUUUUAGUUUCUCCAAUAAUAAUCUACUAGGUAAUAACCCGCGCCUUGCGCGGAAUGUGAUUAUUAGUUUCGUUUUUUCUAAUAAAGAGACAUUAAUCUGUUUAAUCUUGAUA